Messenger RNA from Gavialis gangeticus (Gharial), 11814 nucleotides. It is a transcript of the gene ASH1L, whose product is annotated as ASH1 like histone lysine methyltransferase. The coding region runs from base 103 to 9609 and encodes 3168 amino acids. Gene Ontology annotation, cellular component: nucleus. Lineage: Eukaryota; Metazoa; Chordata; Crocodylia; Gavialidae. Gene Ontology annotation, molecular function: histone methyltransferase activity; DNA binding; protein binding. The record is from RefSeq and is a predicted model, not a curated record. The transcript has 28 exons.
GUGUAAAAAAUGCUGGAUGCAAAUUGUAGAAGACAUUUUCCUGUGGAACGUAUCCGUGUAAAUCUUCUCUAAAAUUCCCUGAAGGUAUAUACUGCACUUGUGAUGGACCCUCUGAAUACUGCUAUGUUAGGUUUGGGUUCUGAUUCCGAAGGGUUUUCUGAGAAAAGCCCCUCUGCAGUAAAUACAGGCACAGUGGCAGGCAAAAGAGAAGCAGAGCUAGAAAGUUGCACUAGGGAAGAAGAAGAAGAAAAGAAGAACCAAGAGGGGACCAACAGUGAGGCUGGAAAGAAUGAGGGCUUGACUGAUGAACAGCAACAAUUUUCAGUGAAGGAAACAAACUUUUCAGAGGGAAAUUUAAAAUUGAAAAUUGGCCUUCAAGCUAAGAGAACUAAAAAGCCCCCAAAGAAUCUUGAGAAUUAUGUGUGCCGGCCUGCCAUAAAAACCACCAUCAAGCAACCCAGAAGGGCACCAAAAAGUGGGAAGAUGACAGAUGAAAAAAAUGAACACUGUCCUUCAAAACAAGACCCUGCAAAAUUGUACAAGAAAUCUGGAGAAGUUGCAACAGUUGAAUUUCAUGCUGAGGAAAGUGUACAAGGAGAAACAAAUCCUGCCUCUAAGAAGUUCUCUCCACUACAGUCUGAAAUGACAGAUUAUAUAAAGUCAGUUCCUCCUCCUUUUGUUGGUAGCCGUGAUCCUGACUUGAAGGACCGAACACAAAUUAAUGGAGCAACAACUGUAACAGAAAAACUGGCUCAGCUUAUUGCCACUUGCCCCCCCUCAAAGUCUUCCAAAACAAAGCAUAAGAAACUAGGAACUGGGACUGCAGCUGUACUGGGUAAUAAGGACUUUGUAAAGAAACUGCCAGGAACUGGGACUGCAGCUGGCCUGGGUGAUAAGGAUUUGGUGAAGAAACUGUCAGUAACUGGCAUUGCUGCUGGAUUGGUUAACAAGGACUCAGGGAAGAAGCCAUUGGGGACUGGCAGUGCAGCCAUAUUGGUUAACAGAGAUUCUGGGAAGAAGCCAGCAGGGAUUGGCCCUUUAGCUGGAUUGGUUAACAAGGACUCUGGAAAGAGGCCACCAGGGAUUAGCACUUCAACUGGGUUAGUUAACAAGGACUCUGGGAAAAAGCAGCCAGUGACAAGUUCUGUAGUAGUUGGAUUAAUUAACAAGGACUUUGGAAGGAAACCACCUGGGGUUGGCACUCAAACUGGAUUGACCAAUAAGGAGUCUGGGAAGAAGCCACCAGGGAUAGGCACUCCAGUGGGACUGCUUAACAGGGACUCUGGGAAAAAAUCACCAGGGACUGGCACUCCAGCAGGGUCAGUUAACAGGGACUCUGGGAGGAAGCUGCCAGGGAUUGGCAUUCCAGUGGGACUGGUUAACAGGGAUUCUGGAAAGAAGCUGCCAGGGAUUGGCACUCCAGUGGGACUGGUUAACCGGGACUCUGGGAAAAAACUGCCAGGGUUUGUCACUCCAGUAGGACUGGUUAACAGGGACUCUGGGAAGAAGUCACCAGGGAUUGGCACUCCAGUGGGACUGGUUAACAGGGACUCUGGGAAGAAGUCACCAGGGAUUGGUACUCCAGUGGGACUGGUUAACAGGGACUCUGGGAAGAAGUCACCAGGGAUUGGUACUCCAGUGGGACUGGUUAACAGGGACUCUGGGAAGAAGUCACCAGGGAUUGGCGCUCCAGUGGGACUGGUUAACAAGGACUCUGGGAAGAAGCCGAUGACCCUUGGGAGUUCAACGGUAUUGAUUAACAAGGACUCUGGGAAGAAGCCACCAGGAAUUGGCACUCCAGUGGGUUUAGUAGUUAACAAGGACUCUGGGAAGAAGCCACUGGGGAUUGGCACUCCAGUAGGGUUAGUAGUUAACAAGGACUCUGGGACUCUGAAAGCUGACACAAGCCUUUCUCACAUGCCUUCUACAGAGCCCUUCAAGCUUUCUUGCAGUUCAAACCUCAGUAGCCUUGAAAGCCAUGAGACUACAGAUUUACUGAAAGACAAUAACAACAGUAAAACAUUUGAAAAACAUAUUAUAAGACAGAAUAAAGAAAGCGUCCUGGAAAAAUUUUCUCUUCGGAAAGAGGUUGCUGAUGUAGAUACAGAGAAAUGUAAGGAAGGAACCUGCAUUCCACAAGACUGUUUCUCAUCCAAUGAAAAGGGGACUUUUGAGGCAUCUAAGCAUGAAAAGCAGCCUCCAGUAUAUUGCACUUCACCAGACUUCAGGACGGGAGGAGCUUCAGAUGUAUCUACAGCAAAGUCCCCAUUUAGUGCAGUAGGGGAGGGAAACCUCCCAUCACCCUCACCCACUGUGUCUGUUACUACCUUAAGUAGGAGUCUCACAGCAUCUUCCUCUCAGUUAACUUCAAAUCCUUUGCAUUUAAGUACCACAGCAGAUCUGUUAGAAGGAAUUUCUGAGCAGAGUGGAAAGACCCAUUUUUCUUCUGACAGUACACUUCUGAACCUGAACAGAACAUUAAAUCACAGUCUGAGUACUGACAAAGAUUUAAACGAUUCAAAAGGGACACGUGUAGAAACCCCAAGAACUGUUCCUGCUAUAGGAAAGAAAUCCAGCUUGGUAACUGAAUCAAGCAUUCAUGCUUCUCUCACCCCUUCAGUAGUUAGUUUCACAAGUUUGUUUAAUAGCAAACAGUUUCUAAAGAUUGGCGCAAUAACUGCAUCGGAGAAAUCCUGCCAAGGUGCUGAAAGUCUAAGCACUAGUCAGCAGUCAAAACCAUUAAAGAAAAGAAAAGGAAGGAAACCACGAUGGACUAAAGUGGUGUCUAGAAGUGCAUGUCGGUCUCCAAAGGGUCUAGAAUUAGAAAGGUCAGAGCUUUUUAAAAACAUUUCAUACAGUACAUUGUCAAGCAGUAAUCUGGAACAGGCCAAGUUCUUGAAAAAUAUAGGGUCAUCAUCAUUUAUAGAACAUGAAUUUGUCAAACAUCAGUUGCCAAAACUGAGCAAGUCUAGUAGUGGACAGUCACUUGCACUGCUGACAGAAGCUGACAAACAGGCUCAAAAAUUCUAUACUACCCACAAACAGCCCUCCAGCAUGUGUAUAGCAGAUGACCUCUUACCUGAAAUGUAUAAGCCCAAAAGAGGAAGGCCAAAAUCAAAGGAGAUGCCUGAGCUUGAAGGUCCCCCAAAGAGAACCCUAAAAAUCCCAGCAUCAAAAGUUUUCUCUGUGCAGUCAAAGGAGGAGCAGGAGCCACCUGUUCUGCAGCCAGAGGUAGAAAUUCCCUCCCUAAAACAAAGCCUAACAGGCCAGGCUUUUCCAAAGAAGAGAGGGAGACCCAAAAGGCAGAUCAGAUCAUCAGUUAAAAUGAAACCGCCUGUUCUUUCUGUAGCUCCUUUUGUUGCUACAGAUAAUUCAAAUAAGAUUGAGUCUGAAAGUGACCAGCACCGGAGUGGGGAUUUCUUUGAGAGAAAGGAACAGCUCAGAGGCCCAGAGGAAGUUCAGCAAACUGUAUGCAGCAUGUCUGACCUUGAGGUAGAAUCAGACAGAAAAGUUACCAAGAGAAAUAAUGGGCAAUUAAUGAAAACAAUUAUCCGAAAAAUAAAUAAAAUGAAAAGUUUGAAGCGAAAGAAACUUUUGAAUCAAAUCCUCUCUAGUACAGUGGAACCAAAUAACAAAGGGAAAGUGCAAUCAAAACUCCACAAUACAGUGUCAACUCUUGCUGCCACAUUUGGUUCUAAAUUAGGGCAGCAGAUAAAUGUCAGCAAGAAAGGAACCAUUUACAUAGGAAAGAGGAGAGGUAGGAAACCUAAAACUGUCCUAAAUGGUAUUUUAAGUAGUAAUUCUGCCAGUUUAACUGCUCUUGAGAAGUCUGCCCAGCAAACGAAUGGGACAUCACUAGGUCAAGUACUUCCCCCACUGCUGCCUUCAACCGCUAAUAAUUCAGAGGUUCUUCCAUCUCCAGUUUGCUCUCAGUCUUCUGCAGCGAGUGGGGGACAGAGCCCUGUCAGUAGUGAUACAGGUUUUGUUGAGCCGAGUUCAGUGCCAUAUUUACACAUACACGCUAGACAGGGCGGAGUGGUUCAGACCCUUGCAAUGAAAAAGGCCUCCAAGGGCAGGAGGAGAUUAUCUCCUCCUACUUUAUUGCCAAACUCUCCUUCUCACUUAAGUGAGCUAACAUCUCUGAAGGAAGCCACUCCUUCACCAAUCAGCGAGUCUCACAGUGACGAGACCAUUCCUAGUGACAGUGGGAUAGGAACAGAUAAUAACAGUACUUCAGACAGAGCAGAGAAGUUCUGUGGACAGAAGAAGAAAAGGCAUUCAUUUGAUCACGUAUCCCUCAUUCCUCCCGAAACAUCAACAGUUUUAAGUAGCCUAAAAGAAAAACACAAACACAAAUGUAAGCGCCGGAGUCAUGAUUACCUCAGCUAUGACAAAAUGAAAAGACAGAAGCGAAAAAGGAAAAAGAAGUACCCCCAGCUCCGAGGUAGGCAGGAUCCUGAUUUCCUUGCUGAGUUGGAGGAACUAAUAAGUCGCCUGAGUGAAAUAAGAAUUACCCACAGAAGUCAUCAUUUUAUACCCCGAGACCUAUUGCCUACUAUUUUCAGAAUAAAUUUCAAUAGCUUCUAUACCCACCCCACUUUUCCUUUAGAUCCUUUGCACUAUAUUCGAAAACCUGAUUUAAAGAAGAAAAGAGGCAGACCCCCCAAAAUGCGAGAAGCUAUGGCAGAGAUGCCUUUUAUGCAUAGCCUUAGCUUUCCUCUUUCCAGUACUGGCUUCUAUCCUUCCUAUGGCAUGCCUUACUCUCCUUCUCCCCUUGCAGCUGCUCCGAUAGGCUUAGGCUAUUAUGGAAGGUACCCUCCAACUCUUUAUCCUCCACCACCUUCUCCUUCUUUCACUACCCCACUGCCACCACCUUCUUACAUGCAUACAGGCCACUUGCUUCUUAAUCCUGCCAAAUACCACAAGAAGAAACAUAAGCUUCUGCGUCAGGAGGCCUUCCUUACAACCAGCAGGACUCCACUCCUGUCGAUGAGCACCUAUCCCAGUGUUCCACCCGAAAUGGCUUAUGGCUGGAUGCUUGAACAUAAGCACAGACAUCGUCAUAAACACCGAGAACAUCGUUCUUCAGAACAACCGCAGGUUUCUAUGGACACUAUAACAGCAAACAGUUCUUCUAGAACAGUCCUAGAAUCCUUGAAGCGCUAUAGAUUUGGGAAGGAGGCUGUUGGCGAGAGAUACAAACAUAAAGAGAAACACAGGUGUCAUAUGUCUUGUUCGCACCUUUCACCUUCAAAGGGUUUGCUCAGCAGAGAGGAGCAGUGGGUCAGGAGAGAGCCUUCAGAAUCGAAUACGUUAGCAUUGGGAUUACAGACGCCAUUACAAAUAGACUGUUCUGACAACUCCCCAGGUCUGUCCUUGGGAGGAUUUACUCCUAGCUCUGAAACAGCCAGCAGUGACGAACAUACAAAUCUUUUCACAAGUGCAAUAGGCAGCUGCAGAGUGACCACCUCUACCAACACCAGUGGACGUAAAAAGUUGACCGACAGCCCUGGACUCUUCAGUGCACAGGACAUUUCUCUCAGUCGACCUCUUAGGAAGGAGCCAUUGCCUUCUAUUGAAAAGUCACUACAGCCACUGGCAGGCACUCUGCCAACACAAGACAAGCCCUCUCAGAGACAGUCAGAGAGCACAAAUUGCAGCCCUUCCAGAAAGAGAUCAGCGUCUGAGAGCACAUCUUCUACAGUGAUUGGAAUACCCACACGAGGAACAAGGCUAGCAACUGCUGUAGAUGAUUCAGUGGAUAGCUUACUGCAGCGCAUGGCACAGCAUGAAGGCCAGGCUGUUCUGGACAAAACCUUAGAAGCAGUCAUUGCAAAUGUAUCUGUUCCGCCUUCCGCUAGUCCCGGUCGAAACCUCAACAGGGAAAGAGGUUUCGGGAAACAGGACAGUCUCUUGGCUCCAGCAGUUACAAAUGACUCUUGCAGUGAUGGCAUCUCACAUCUUUCAGACAGAUUACCAAGCAGCUACUCCCCACAUCAUCUCAAGAGAAGCAUGGUAGAAGCCAUGCAGCGACAGGCUAGAAAAAUGUGCAAUUACAACAAGAUAUUGGCAACUAAGAAAAAUCUGGACCAUGUCAAUAAAAUUCUAAAAGCCAAGAAGUUGCAAAGGCAGUCACGGACAGGAAAUAACUUUGUGAAGCGCAGGCCAGGCAGGCCACGGAAGUACCCAAUGCAGGCAGUAGUUUCAAUGCAAGCUUUCCAAGCCGCUCGCUUGGUCAGUCAGGAAUUAGACAAGAGGGAAGAGGGCAGCAGCACUUUACACCUCGGACCUGAUACUGUCACUGAUGUCAUUGAGGCUGUAGUGCAGAGUGUGAACUUGAAUGCAGAUCACAGAAAAGGGUGGAAAAGGAAGAGGUGGCUCGAAGAGGAACAGGCCCAGAAAAGACAGAAGCCUUUACCAGAAGAUGAGCAGGAAAGCAAUAAAAGCUUUUCUGAAACAACAGGUGAAACAUCCAGUCCCCAGGAAGCCACUGGAAAGCCACCUGAGUCUCAAAACACUGAGCAGCCUUUGCCUUCACUUACUCAGCGUGAGAAAAAAGCUCCUAGGCCCCCCAAGAAGAAGUACCAGAAGGCAGGGCUGUACUCUGAUGUGUACAAAACCACAGACCCAAAGAGCCGAUUGAUUCAAUUAAAGAAAGAAAAGCUAGAAUACACUCCUGGAGAGCAUGAACAUGGGUUGUUCCCAGCCCCCAUUCAUGUUGGAAAGUAUCUGAGACAAAAGAGAAUAGACUUCCAGCUGCCUUAUGACAUCCUCUGGCAAUGGAAACACAAUCAGCUGUAUAAAAAGCCAGAUGUCCCACUUUACAAAAAAAUCCGUUCUAAUGUCUAUGUUGAUGUUAAGCCUCUUUCUGGCUAUGAGGCUACAACCUGCAACUGUAAGAAACCAGAUGACGACAAUGGAAAGGGCUGCGUAGAAGACUGUCUUAACAGGAUGAUCUUUGCAGAGUGUUCUCCUAACACAUGUCCUUGUGGAGAACAGUGUUGUAACCAGCGGAUUCAGCGACAUGAGUGGGUGCAGUGUUUGGAACGUUUCCGUGCUGAAGAGAAAGGUUGGGGUAUUCGCACCAAAGAGCCUUUAAAAGCAGGACAAUUUAUCAUCGAAUACUUGGGAGAAGUUGUUAGUGAGCAGGAGUUCAGGAACCGGAUGAUUGAACAGUAUCAUAAUCACAGUGAUCAUUACUGCCUGAAUUUAGACAGUGGAAUGGUAAUUGACAGCUAUCGCAUGGGCAAUGAGGCUCGAUUUAUCAACCACAGCUGUAAUCCUAACUGUGAGAUGCAGAAAUGGUCUGUAAAUGGUGUCUACCGAAUCGGACUGUAUGCACUUAAGGAUAUGCCUGCUGGCACUGAACUGACUUAUGACUACAAUUUUCACUCAUUUAAUGUUGAAAAACAGCAACUGUGCAAAUGUGGUUUUGACAAAUGCAGAGGAAUAAUAGGAGGCAAGAGUCAGCGGAUGAAUGGACUGUCAAGUAAAACCAACCAGCCCGUCACCACACACAGGAGGCCUGGGCGAUCAAAAGAAAAAAGGAAGUCGAAACAUAAAUUAAAGAAGAGGAAGGGCCACAUGCCUGAGGAACCCAGUGAGAGCGUGAGCACUCCAACCCGGCUGACCCCACAGCUGCAGAUGAAACCCAUGUCCAACAGGGAAAGACAGGGCGUCAUAGAGUGUCCUGCUGAGAAGGAAAGAAUGCUGGGAUCUGUUUUAAAUGGACCAUUCGUGACGAGGGAAUGUGCUUACUCACAUCUGGGGAAUUUUGUGCUAAAGCACCACGUCUUCCUGGUACGGAAUUGGGAGAAGAUUCGGCAAAAGCAAGAAGAAGUUAAGCACGUCAGUGACAGCAUCCACUCUGCAUCUUUGUACAACCGCUGGAAUGGAAUCUGUCGAGAUGAUGGCAACAUCAAAUCUGAUGUCUUCAUGACUCAGUUCUCAGCCCUACAGACCUCCCGCUCUGUACGAACACGACGUUUGGCUGCAGCUGAAGAGAACGUUGAAGUGGCCCGUGCUGCCCGUCUUGCACAGAUCUUCAAGGAGAUUUGUGAUAGCAUCAUCUCCUAUAAAGACUCCUCUAGGCAGGCUCUUGCAGCUCCACUGCUGAACCUGCCCCCUAAAAAAAAAAAUGCAGAUUACUAUGAGAAGAUCUCUGACCCACUGGACCUUGCCACCAUUGAGAAGCAGAUCCUGACCGGGUAUUAUAAAACAGUAGAAGCUUUCGAUGGGGACAUGCUGAAGGUCUUCCGAAAUGCUGAGAAGUAUUAUGGCAGGAAGUCCCCAAUUGGGCGUGAUGUAUGCCGGCUGCGGAAGGCAUAUUACAGUGCUCGCCAUGAGGCCUCUGCCCAAAUUGAUGAGAUUGUGGGGGAAACUGCCAGUGAAGCUGACAGCAGCGAGACAUCUGUCUGUGAAAAGGAGAACGGGCACGAGAAGGAUGAGGAUGUGAUCCGCUGUAUUUGUGGCCUUUACAAAGAUGAAGGGCUGAUGAUCCAGUGUGAAAAAUGCAUGGUUUGGCAACACUGUGACUGCAUGGGUGUCAAUUCAGAUGUUGAGCACUACUUGUGUGAGCAGUGUGAACCUCGAUCCGUCAGCAGGGAGGUCCCUAUGAUUCCUCGUCCCCAUUAUGCCCAGCCUGGCUGUGUUUAUUAUAUAUGUCUGCUAAGAGAUGAUCUGCUGCUGCGUCAAGGUGAUUGUGUAUAUCUGAUGAGAGACAGCCGAAGAACUCCAGAUGGGCACCCUGUCCGGCAGUCCUACCGGCUGCUAUCCCACAUCAACAGGGAGAAACUUGAUAUCUUCCGCAUUGAAAAACUCUGGAAAAAUGAGAAAGAGGAGCGGUUUGCUUUUGGUCAUCAUUACUUCCGUCCACAUGAAACGCACCACUCUCCUUCCCGAAAGUUCUAUCACAAUGAGCUGUUUCGUGUGCCACUGUAUGAGAUUAUCCCCUUGGAGGCUGUGGUGGGGACCUGCUGUGUCCUGGACCUCUAUACCUACUGUAAAGGGCGGCCAAAGGGAGUCAAGGAGCAGGAUGUGUAUAUCUGUGACUAUCGCCUUGAUAAAUCGGCGCACCUCUUCUAUAAGAUCCACCGAAAUCGCUAUCCUGUAUGCACCAAGCCCUAUGCCUUUGACCACUUUCCCAAGAAACUCACGCCCAAGAGAGACUUCUCACCUCAUUAUGUUCCAGACAACUACAAGAGAAAUGGAGGCAGGUCAUCUUGGAAGACAGACCGCUCAAAAUCACAGAUCAAAGACCUGAACCAAGAUGAGGAUCCUCUUCCACUCAUUGAGGAUGUGCUACUGAACCAAGAACAAACUUCCAGUGAGAUGCCUACCCUUGAGGAGCCAGAGAAGGAGGCAAUGUCUAGUGAGGGCUGUGAGAGUGAUAAAAAAGUGGAAGACAGUAGCUCCGUCACAAGGCAGCUGUGCACUCCUGAGGAAAGGCGGCAUAUUCAGAGAGAGAGACUUAAUCAGAUCCUGCUAAACCUCUUAGAAAAAAUCCCAGGGAAAAAUGCUAUUGAUGUCACUUACUUGCUGGAGGAAGGAUCAGGAAGAAAACUGAGGCGGCGUACUCUCAGCAUCCCAGAGAGCAGCUUCAGGAAGUGAUGCCCCAGCAAGAGCCUGUGGUCUGGAGUCCACUACCAGGUCUGCUAGAGACUGACUGGGAAAGCCCCCCCACUUCCUGUGCACUGGCCAAGGAAAAAAGGGCAGAAGAAAACUGACAAAUAUACAAACAGUUAGCACUUAGGUGUCUGGGCAGGGAGUGGCCCUGCCCUGCUCUGCAGUGCUCGUAUGGUGUGUGUGUUGUUGGGCGUGCCUUGUAUUGAUGUUAGGUACUGAGAAAACCUCGUGGUUAUUUGUCCAGGGUGGUCAAAUUUAAUUUAUUUUUGCUCAGUGUCCCCACUCAGAGGGAAAAAAAAAAGCGGGGGGGGUCCUAUAGAAGGAUGAGGACGGACUGACUGAUGAGACUAUUUCCCGUCCUCGCCAGCUCACCUGUGAUUGUACAAGAUACUGUUGACACCACCAGUAUGUGAAGUCUAUAGUGAGGGUGAAAGCCCAGUGGCUUAAAAUAAAGGCUACCCUAAAGGUGUGGCCUCCAAUUUGCACAAGUUCAGAGGGGAAAGCAGUGUACCAGAAUGUGCAAAAUGCUUACCAUGGAACGGCCGGUGCGUGGAUGCUCCUUUUGGUCUGUAGAGAGGAAACCUCCUUGGUCAUGUAGGAGUAGAGCGACAGUUGGCUGUUCAAGGCACUUGUUCCACAUCCUGAAAGGGGGUGGGGGGAGGGGGGAUUUUUUUCACUUUUUUUCUGCAGAGAAGUUUUAUAAAGCAGGUUGAAUCCUGACGACACCAUUGCUGUUGGUUUUUUUGAUAAGCUGUGGUUCUUGUGUGUCCAGUGUGUUGUGCAAAUUUAAAACCUGUUAAAAGAAAAAAAGAAACAAAAAAGAAAAAAAAGAAACCCUCACUACAUGAACCGUCAAGCAGUAUUCAGAGCGCGUCUUUGUUGUGACCUGUAGAAUAUAUCCACUGAUAACACUAUUCUUGUGUUCUACCUGUACAGCUGAAACGUCCGUCUCUUAAAGAGACAGUGUAUUUCACCCCUCCCUCUCUCUGCCCUCAUUAAAGUGUUGUACCCAAAAGCUACAGCCAAGGCCCUGACUUUUCACUGCAUGAAUUGUGAUUGCCAUAGUUUACCAUAAACUAGUGCUGGGCCAGGAUCCACUGUAUUACAACAUGUAACCUUCCCCAAUAUCCAGUGCCGUGAAGCUAUCAUCUAUCUGUCUCUGGGUCAAUCCCAGUUAGUGGCAAAGAGAGGGUGCAGUAGGCUUACACUGCCCCUUUAAAAUGGCUUUGCUUUUUUUGUCUUUCAGACAUACAUAUGCAUAUACAGUCCUGUUUUAGAUGUUCUUAUAAGAAAACAGUUUUUAAUGUGCCAAGUUGUAUAUAUCUGCUGCGUGGAUGUAAAGCAAUACGGUAGUUACAUGUUCCUUUUUAAUGGACCAAGCUUGUCCUAAUGUACAUUCUUGUUAUUAUUAUAAUUAUUAUUUUACUCUUAGUGGAACAUGACUCAUUCCAUUAACUUUUAUGUGUUGAUUUAAAAAGAAAAAAAAAAGAAAGGAAAAAACCCUUUGAGAAAAAAUAUUUUAUUAAAAAAAAAAAAGAAAUAAGAAAAUAGUUUGGAAUAUUUUCUUACUGUAGAGAAGCACUGUACAGUACCAGGAACCCUGAGUAUAAAAUACUCAUGCGUGUAGUAGGAAUAUCGCAUGUCCAAAAUCUUGAGUUGUUUCAUUUAGUUUAAAACAGAAAUCAUUGUCUCAAAUGGUGUUAAACACUAAAAACUUUUUAAAAAAUAAAGUGCGUACAGAAGCGAGACACUAGCUCUGUCAUUUUAUCUUUCUUUUGUUGAAAGACUAAACAAAAUGUUUUUUAGACAAUCAAAUGUUAGGUAAGUGCAAAGAAUUGUUUUUCUUACUGGUGUAGAAAUUAAUGACUUUUUUUAUUUUUCGGUUAUUUUAUAAUAAUGAAAAGACCAGUGUGUCACCAGGAUCGCUGUUUUAAGACCAGGAAGCACUACAUUAUUGCAAAUAGAUACGAACUCUUAGUCUGCAUGGGUGUAGGCUGUGUGAUUGCUGAAAAUAAAUGCUGCUAAUAUAUUUCCUUUUUACAAAGCAUAUCUAAAUAGAUCAUUGUUUUGAUGUUAAUCUUUGUAAAUUAUGUAUUACCAAUUUUAACAUUGGAUGUAAUUGCAUAAAAAGCCUGCAUCUCAAUCCUGAGAGAGUCUAGUAUUAAAUGGAAAAACUUUUCCUAUUGAUGA